GGAAAUUGUCGUGCUUAUUUUACUGCUUAAUUCUGAUUGGCGGAGCAACGGCUUCUCCGCCGAGGUGGGAGUUUCCAUUGUAUUCGCGUCCGCAGGUUUCUUGAUCCCAUGAAUGCAAACCACCUCAGUCACUCCUUCAUGAUGAGACAUUCAUAGGUCUGCUGGUGGGAAAUAUGGUCAAAUCUUGGAGUGUCAUCUCCGUCUUAGUGGCUUUGGUAGCCCUUUUGUUCACGUUCGUUCCAUCAUGGCGGCCGUCUUUCUUUUCAGGACCGCAGCCACUCUCUGAAGAACAAGUUCGCAUUGAAACCCUCGCUGCAGCACAGCACUACACAUACACCACCGUCCUGGAUGAUCCGGCUGUGGUGUAUCUGGACGAUUUCCUGUCCUCAGCAGAGAUCGACCAGAUUCUCAACAUCAGUACGCCUCUCUUCGUGCCUUCACAAGUCUACAGCCCAGAUGAGAACGCGCCAAAACACCGAACGUCCUCUUCCUGCUUCCUUCCUCCGGAGAGCGAGCUGGCUUCUGUGAUCAAUGCUCGAGCUCUACAAUUCCUAGGGAACAUGACCAAUACAGGUCCCCCACAUGCGCCUGACAUUGCUGAACCGCUGUCAUAUUAUGGUCUGGAGAAGAUUCAACUAGUAAAAUAUCUUCCAAGUCAAUACUAUCAUCAUCAUAUGGACUGGUUCGAUACACUGAUGCGGGACGAGUCUUCUGCAGGUCGGGGUCGUUACUACAAUCGUGUCGCAAGCUUCUUCAUAUAUCUUGACGACAGUUGCACUGGUGGAGGCACAGAGUUUCCAGAGUUGCAGUUUGACAUUGAAUCUCUAGAUGAGAGCGGUGCAAGAGGGUCAAAGGAGUUCUGGCAGGAGAGAAUCGAUUUCGAACGGCAGGCACAAAAUGGUGAAGAGAAGGGCUCUUCAGGCAUAUCAUUCAAGCCAAGAAAAGGCUCUGGCGUGUUUUGGGUGAACCUGUUGCCCAUUGGUUACGGCGACGAACGACUUAACCACGCUGGCCUGCCUGUCGAACAGGGGCACAAGGUGGGCAUGAACAUUUGGGUCAAGAGGGAUUUUGGAUGGUAAAACCCCUCAAUGCGAUGGUGGCGACUGUGGGCUGCUAUAGACAUAGAAGGUACGUUGCGACCAUGUACAUUACAGUUGUAUCAAGCCAUUAUGGUAUGACAAUCUUACGUAAUCAGGUGCGUGCAAAAGUACCACCAUAAGGAUCCCCUCGAACCGUGUCAGCCUUGUGCCU
Molecule: messenger RNA, 1251 nt
Organism: Exophiala viscosa
Lineage: Eukaryota; Fungi; Ascomycota; Eurotiomycetes; Chaetothyriales; Herpotrichiellaceae
Exons: 2
Coding region: 174-1079 (301 amino acids)
Biological process (GO): peptidyl-proline hydroxylation to 4-hydroxy-L-proline
Cellular component (GO): endoplasmic reticulum
Molecular function (GO): L-ascorbic acid binding; procollagen-proline 4-dioxygenase activity; iron ion binding
Source: RefSeq, a predicted model, not a curated record